This is a messenger RNA of Daphnia pulex (common water flea), 3576 nucleotides long. It is a transcript of the gene pbl, whose product is annotated as protein ECT2-like. The transcript has 16 exons. Gene Ontology annotation, molecular function: GTPase activator activity; guanyl-nucleotide exchange factor activity. Gene Ontology annotation, biological process: nervous system development; regulation of cytokinesis, actomyosin contractile ring assembly; mitotic cytokinesis. The coding region runs from base 196 to 2898 and encodes 900 amino acids. The record is from RefSeq and is a predicted model, not a curated record. Gene Ontology annotation, cellular component: nucleus; cell cortex. Lineage: Eukaryota; Metazoa; Arthropoda; Branchiopoda; Diplostraca; Daphniidae.
UUUCGGCUUUUUCAUUUAUGCAAGGCAGUCCAGUGUGGUUUACAGUUGCACAAUAAACUCGAAGAAAUGGCUCGCCUACUUAUUGUUUUUUGAAAUUCGAUUGUGAGCUCCAGUCUUGUUUGUUAUACGGUUGAGAAAAAUUUUGGGAGUUUGAUUUUCAAACGUUACAACCCGUGGAUUUUAUUUUAAAUCAAAAUGAUGGAGACAACGUAUGACAUGUCUGGUUCAGUGUCUGCUUCUAUGAAUUACCUUACUCUACAAACCCCGUCCAAGAAAUCUCGCAGGAAUAAAGAGGAUUCUCAUCCAGUUAUUACAUCCAAGAUAUGUUUAGUGGGAAGAGUGUGUGAUGUGAAAGGGGUUCAAGAAGCUGCCGAAAGUUUUGGAGUACCAGUAUUCCAUUCAGAAGAUGGUCUUGAAUUUGUUAACCCUCAGCAUGACACAGUGUUUGUUCUGUAUGAGUUUUCCGAUGAAGUGUUUGAGGUUCUGUACAAGAAGGAAUGCAGGAUUCUGGGCUACUCAGCUUUGCUUGACAUAGUUUCUAAGAAGUAUUUUAUGCCUGAACUUGAUCGGCCAUUGUUUUCUAUUUCAAUGGAGAAUGUAGUAUCCUGCUUCACUGGCUUUAGAAAUCGAGAGGAAGUGAACACACUGGUCUCUUGUAUCCAUCACAUGGGUGGCAGCAUUCGAAAGGAAUUUGACUGUAACAAAAUCACCCACCUUAUUGCCAAUAAAGUUGGAGGAGAGAAAUAUCAGUAUGCAGUCACAUUCAAUAUUCCAGUUAUGAGUGCUUCGUGGGUCCACUUAGCGUGGGAAAAACGUCACGAUCUAAGUGUUCGUGCCAUUGACUCCACAAUGCAAACGAACAACGCACUCAAGAUUUUUGAGGGCACCAAUGUUUGCUGGAUAGGUAUUAAUGACGAGGAGGUUACUCAAAUGAACGAAAUUUUGACUACCAACGGAGGAUCUGUAACUACAUUGGAUGAUCCUAACUGCACGCAUGUGGUAAUAGACCCCCUUGGAGUUGGAAACAUUCCAGAGAAGCUACCCAGUAAAGCUAUGUUGGUUGAAGUUAAAUGGUUUUGGGUUUCAAUUCAAAUGGAUAUUUGUGCCAGUGAAAAACUUUAUCCUUAUAAAGAGACUCAUUUGACGAGCCCAAGGAAUGGGGUAUUGUCACCCACAACUCCAGGAUCUCGAAACCGCAAGCGUAAACGCUUGAGAGACACAGUGUCUCAACUUGCUGCUCAAGGAGGAUCGCCUGGCUUACUUCAAGUUCCAUCGUCUGGUCAUGACACUCAUCGCCGCCGUUCCUCGAUUAGUGAAUCUGGCUUACUCAGCCUAAGUGGAUCGUUUCUAGAUGCCACGAGUCCCGAGAAAGUGGGGGGUCAAGGUGAUCUCACCAUUUCCGUUCCUACACCACAGGAUCUCAAAGCAAUGUCCCCUCGACAUCAGGUGUUCAUGGAAUUGUUGCAUACGGAAAUGAAUUAUGUGGAAAUACUGGAGACAAUUGUUGAGGUGUUCAAAAAGCCACUUGAGGAUCCUAGCCAAGUUGGAGGCUCUUUGCUUGAUCCCACGGAGGUCAAAAUCAUUUUUGGCAAUCUACCGCCUAUCCAUGAAAUCCAUUUCGAGUUACUUGUGCAACUUAAAAAUACCGCACUCAACUGGAGAGAAGACAUCAGCGUCGGAGCUUUAAUUUUGAAGCAUUCGCAUGACUUGGUUAAGGCCUACCCUCCUUUUGUCAACUUUUUUGAGCAAACCAAAGAAGUGUUGAGCAUGAGCGACCGAUCGAAGCCACGUUUCCACGCAUUCCUUAAACUGGGUCAGAGUAAUCCCAAAUGUCGACGGCAGAGCCUACAAGAGCUUCUUAUUCGUCCUGUUCAACGACUACCAUCCAUUAGUUUGCUUUUGAACGAUUUACUCAAGCAGACCCCAAAAAGCAAUCCGGAUUACGGUGAACUGGAGAAAGCUCUGUCCACGAUCAAAGAAGUAAUGACGCACAUCAAUGAAGACAAACGGAGGACUGAGGGUCAAGUUGUCCUUUUUGACAUUUUCAACGACAUCGAAAACUGUCCUGCACAUAUUGUUUCUUCCCAUCGUAGCUUUGUAUCCCAAUGCGACGUUAUUGAAUUGGGCGAUGGUAUUGUUGGUCGUGGUGGGCAGCUGACACUCUUUUUAUUCUCCGACGUCAUUGAGAUAUGCAAGCGUCGAUCAAGAGGUAAUACUUUAAGGAGGGAUGUUAGCACAAUCAGCCUCCAGCCGCCAAGAGGAGGUGCUGAUAAAGGAAGCAAACCUACUUACAAGCAUGUCGAAUUAAUAUCGGUUUCCCAUGUUAAAAGGGUUAUCGACAUUACGGAAACAGAAGACUGUCAAAAUGUGUUUGCCUUAAUUUGCCGGAGUCACUACGAAACAAAAGAGCGCCUUUAUUCGUUCGAAAUUACUUCAGAAGACGUAGACAAAGUUGCAUUCUUGAAAACUCUUUGUCGAUUGAUGGCAAACAUCACCUGCAGGGCGGACGCGGAAAACUACCUGGCGUGCAUGGAAGCUCGUCAGCUUGAUAUAGAUACAGGUGACUUAGCUUCGGGCACUCUAAGAAGAGCCGCUAGACUUGCAUCAAAGACUCGCAUGGCCGUUAACCGAGCGUUCAGUUUCAGCAAAACGCCGAACCGUCUGAAAAGAGCAAUGAGCACAGUAAUGAGUCCGCUGAGGUCUUCAAACACCUCAAUUCUCGGCGAUACCUCUCUUGUUAGCCCCAUGAUGAACGGCGGAGCGGUGGGCAUGGCGGCUAGUUGUGCCAACUUGGCGAUGAUGGAUUCUGACACUGGACUAAAAACGACACCGAGUUCUUCGACUUUAAAAAAUUUCAAGAGCAAUUCCCUUGGGUUUAAUGCGCAUAAACGUUUGUAAACUGGCAUUCAGCGGAGUAUUCAACCAAAUUAGAAAAUAGACAUAAUGAAAGGCGAACCAACCGCGGAACCAGAUUUCACUUCAAGCGAACGCGAUUUUUCUCCUCUUAUGAGCCAAUUUCAUGAACCAUUUAUCAUAUCCUCACAAUUCUGGGUGCCUAUCGUCUUCCCAUUAUGUAUCAUAUACCUUCUUUUUUUUCCCCCAAUUAUUAUUAUUUGUGUGUGUUUUGGAUAGGCUAGUAGCUCGUCUUCCCUCCAUUUUUGUGAGCAUCUACCCCCCUUUAAACAAAUUUUACAGGACAUGGGCUUGGCAGCUAAAGUAAUUAUGAGCAUCAUUUUGUGUGACGAUGGUAUUUUACUUUAGCGGGAUGUUGGAAUCUGUUUUGAUAGAGCGGAAGAGUAACAACGGAAGCAGGGCAACCUUUUCCCUCCCACAUGAUUUGAAGAAUGCCGAUAUGUUCGGUCACCUGUUAUAUUCUAUUAUGAGAAAACUAUUUUAUCAUGCUUUGUUCGUCCCAGCUAAUCCCCCGCUCCUUACGCUGGCUUUGCAUCUGGCAAUACUUCAUUUCUUUUACAAUUUCUUUUGAUUAGUCUCUGCUUUCUAGUAGAUCAAACGAAAAACUAAAUUUCUAAUACACACAUCAACGUUGACUCGGUCGAGUUAGCCUCAACACGUCAA